Molecule: messenger RNA, 1019 nt
Organism: Chaetomium strumarium
Lineage: Eukaryota; Fungi; Ascomycota; Sordariomycetes; Sordariales; Chaetomiaceae
Product: microsomal signal peptidase 25 kDa subunit-domain-containing protein
Exons: 2
Coding region: 164-859 (231 amino acids)
Biological process (GO): protein targeting to ER
Cellular component (GO): signal peptidase complex; membrane
Source: RefSeq, a predicted model, not a curated record
CACAGAUCGUCAAAAGGUGCAGGUGGCCUUAAGCUUCACCCGACCUUACAUAGCCCAGGCCGACUUACGCCAAAAACACCAACUACCACGCUCCUCAACAUUGUCGGCGUCGCUGAGUUAGGCACUGGGUUGAACUUGAACCAUUAGUAAACCGCUAGCAAACAUGGCCGUCUCCCAAGAGAAAAUAACGGUCUACAACCUAGCAGACUUGAAAAACACGUCCGAUGACGCAAUCCCCAACUACCUCAACAGCCUCAAGUUCCGCCAGUCUCACCGUCUCACCGACGUGCGCCUCGCGCUAGGCUACUCCGCCUUCGCGCUCGCGGCCGCCUGUUUCGGCUGGGACUUCAAGUUCGGCUUCGAGUCGACCAAGUACUAUACCGCCGCGGCCGUGGCCGCCUACACGCUGCUCAAUGGGGCUCUGACGCUUUGGAUGCUCUACGUCGAGCGCGGGACGGUGUACGUGGGUACGGCGCCGUCAGGGGAGACGCUGCGGAUUUCGACGAGCACCAAGAAGAACGUGCCGACCUAUUUUGUGACAGUCGAGGUGCAGGAGAAGGACGGCAAGAAGGAGGUGCUGAAGAUCAGCCGGGCGUUUACGGAGUGGUUCGACGCGGCGGGACACUUUGUGGCGGCGCCGUUUCAGACUUUGCUAGCGAGCUCUCUGCCGGUGGUCGGGAAGCUUGAUCCGAAGAGGGCGGCGGCACCGAAGGAGGACGGUGGCGCAGAGGCUACGUAUACGCCGGAGAUGCUGGAUGUGCUGGCCCAGGCGAAUGUGAGCGUGGUCGGGUCGGCGGCCGAGGAGGCGACCGGGUCGGAAGCGGCUGGGACGAAGGGUGGGAAGAGGAGGAAGGCGUGAGACGGCGACAGAGAGUAGAUGACCGCGCCUAUUGAAUAUGGUGUUGAUCACACAUGUGAAAUGACCGGUACCCAAAUGGUCACCUGGACUCCCAAUAUGAGAUUCAAUCAACUCCACGGCUCUGCAAGGCGUGGCGUUAGGAUUGACCUCCAGUCCGACG